Molecule: messenger RNA, 3288 nt
Organism: Suncus etruscus (white-toothed pygmy shrew)
Lineage: Eukaryota; Metazoa; Chordata; Mammalia; Eulipotyphla; Soricidae
Gene: SLC6A12
Product: solute carrier family 6 member 12
Exons: 16
Coding region: 424-2274 (616 amino acids)
Biological process (GO): sodium ion transmembrane transport; neurotransmitter transport
Cellular component (GO): plasma membrane
Molecular function (GO): gamma-aminobutyric acid:sodium:chloride symporter activity
Source: RefSeq, a predicted model, not a curated record
CUCGUGGUAUUUCUCUGCCCCUGCACUUCACAAUUCACUGGCACAAACACACACACAUACGCGCACACACACACACGCACACACAAGAGAGUGCAUACACGCACACACGCACACGGAGUUAUUUUCUGUCCUCUAGGAGUCCCAGGACCAGAAAUCUGCUUGGAUGGGGUUUUGAGCUGGGAGUCACAGGAAGAGGCAAGGUGGAGGCCACUUUUCCUCCCAGAUCUCUCUGCAUUCUGCUGAGCGGCUUUUCUGGAACUCUCCGAGGGACAGGAGGCAUGGAGCUGAGCUGACCACAGGAGCCAGAUCAAGACGAGGAAGACUAAAACCACCAGCAGAGGUGUGAUUGGACUAAGGUCACAGAGCACGUCAUCUUCAUCAUAAGAGCAGAGCGUGUCGCUCUGCGGCCUCUCCAUCCAUUACAUGGCUAUGGACGGCAAAGUGGCAGUCCACAAGGAUAGGCUUCCUGUGGUCACCUGGGUCCCUGAGGAGGGAGAGAAGUUGGAUCGGGAAAGCGAGGAGCAGGUGAAGGAUCGGGGCCAAUGGACCAACAAGAUGGAGUUUGUGCUGUCAGUGGCCGGGGAGAUCAUUGGGCUGGGCAAUGUCUGGAGGUUUCCCUAUCUCUGCUACAAAAAUGGAGGUGGAGCCUUCUUCAUCCCCUACUUCAUCUUCUUCUUCACCUGUGGCAUUCCACUCUUCUUUCUGGAGGUGGCCUUGGGCCAAUACACCAGCCAGGGGAGCGUCACUGCCUGGAGGAAGAUCUGCCCCCUCUUCCAGGGUAUUGGCCUGGCAUCUGUGGUCAUUGAGUCUUAUUUGAACAUCUACUACAUCAUCAUCCUGGCCUGGGCUCUCUUCUACCUAUUCAGCUCCUUCACCUCUCAGCUUCCCUGGACCACAUGUACCAACUACUGGAACACAGAGCAUUGCAUGGACUUUCUGAACCACUCAGGAGCCAGCUCCGCCACCUCCCCUGAGAACUUCACCUCACCUGUCAUUGAAUUCUGGGAGAGACGUGUCCUGAGCAUCACCUCUGGCAUCCAUGAUCUGGGGACCCUGCGCUGGGAGCUGGCCCUGUGCCUUCUGCUUGCCUGGAUUCUCUGCUACUUUUGCAUCUGGAAAGGGGUCAAGACCACAGGCAAGGUGGUGUAUUUCACGGCCACGUUUCCCUACCUGAUGCUGAUCAUCAUCCUCAUCCGAGGGGUCACCCUGCCCGGUGCCUAUGAGGGCAUCAUCUAUUACCUGAAGCCUGACCUGUUUCGCCUCAAGGACCCCCAGGUGUGGAUGGAUGCGGGCACCCAGAUCUUCUUCUCCUUCGCCAUCUGCCAGGGCUGCCUGACAGCUCUGGGUAGUUACAACAAGUACCACAACAACUGCUACAGGGACUGCAUCGCCCUCUGCUUCCUGAACAGUGCCACCAGUUUCAUGGCUGGCUUUGUGGUCUUCUCCAUCUUGGGCUUCAUGUCCCGUGAGCAAGGGAUCCCCAUCUCUGAGGUGGCGGAGUCGGGUCCAGGCCUGGCUUUCAUCGCCUUUCCCAAAGCAGUGACAAUGAUGCCCUUGUCCCAGCUGUGGUCCUGUCUUUUCUUCAUUAUGCUGAUAUUCCUCGGGCUGGAUAGCCAGUUUGUGUGCGUGGAGUGUUUGGUGACGGCAUUCACAGACAUGUUCCCCAGACAGCUACGCCAGAGUGGCCGGCGGGAGCUCCUCAUACUAGCCAUUGCUGUCAUCUGCUACCUGCUUGGCCUCCUCCUGGUCACCGAGGGCGGGAUGUAUGUUUUCCAGCUAUUCGAUUAUUACGCCUCCAGUGGCAUCUGCCUGCUCUUCCUGGCGGUCUUUGAGGUCGUCUGCAUCAGCUGGGUGUAUGGGGGUGAUCGUUUCUAUGACAACAUAGAGGACAUGAUUGGCUACCGACCCUGGCCCCUGGUGAAGAUCUCCUGGCUCUUCCUGACCCCUGGACUUUGCCUGGCCACUUUCUUCUUCUCCUUGAGCAAGUACACGCCUCUCAGAUACAACAACAUCUACGUGUACCCAUCGUGGGGAUACUCCAUUGGUUGGUUCUUGGCUCUCUCCUCCAUGGGCUGCGUCCCGCUUUUCAUCAUCAUCAGCCUCCUGAGGACCCAGGGCUCCUUCAAGAAGCGCCUGCGACAGCUCAUCACCCCUGAUCCCAGCCUACCACAACCAAAGCCAUACUUGCAUGUGGACAGUGGCGCCAUCCCAGACUGUGAACUGUCCCCCACCAAAGAUGCGCUACUUGUUAGGGAGAAGGAGACCCACUUGUAGGCUGUGGCCAGAAGCCAAGAACCUCAGCCUGCACCAUUCCAUACUCCUAUGGACAGCUUUUGCUUCUGUCCCCUCCCGCAGUGCUGCUGAGCACUUCCAUGAUAUCCCUGGCACCCCCAGAGGGAGGCCAGACUUCUCUCCUCUCCUCAGCUGGAGACACUCCUCCUGGGGGGCUACAGACAGUCCUGUUGGAAUAUGCCACCCUGUUUCCCAAGGAGGGGUUCUUUCUGAGCCACCAUUGGCAAUAGCACGUCGAGCUGGGAGGGAGCUCUCCUAUGAGUGUGUUCUGGGUGUGCAUUGGGAGGGGAGCUCCCACUAGAACCCACACUGUGACCUGCAUCCAGAGACCCUGAUGGAAUACACUGCAUUGGAAGUGACAACUGAAUGCCAUCCUUCUCCAUUGGAUCUGACAGUCCUAUAUGAGGGCGUCCUGGGCUAGCUUGAUGCUCUGAAUUACCUAGGAAGGGAACUAAAAAACAGCCCCCUGUGCAGGAGUGCGGGGAGUGGGAAGGGAGGAAUGUGUGAAGUCUUCCUGUGCCUCCUUGUCUUGAGUUUUCUCAGAGGCAGUUCAUACAGGGGACCCAACUCCAAUUCUGCUCCCAGCCUCUUUCUGAAAUGUGGCCGUCUCCUCAUGGAGCACUGGAAUGGAAGAGACUUUGAAAUGACCUCUAGACUUUGUGCAAAUCUAUGGCUUGUCCGGCUCUGCUGUCCAUUUUGAAACCCAGGGCAGACAUGGCUAAUCAGUCAUCCAUCAUACCCAGAGAAGACCUGGCCAAUCAAUUACAGAUUUCUUACCCAUGCACAACAACCCUUCUACGGUACUCCAGAACUGAGGAAGUUCCGUUUGCACCCUGCUUUUAUCCAAACUCCUGGCUUCAUGGAGAAGGAAACCAAGGACCCAAGAAUCUAAGUGACUUCUUUCAACUUCAUAUAGUUCAUGCCCCCCCCCCCCCCGUCAGGCCAGUGUUCUUCUCACCACACCCAUCUGCUUAGUUAAAAGAUGUAUAAGUCCUC